Fragaria vesca subsp. vesca is the source of this 1927-nucleotide messenger RNA. RefSeq names its product glucose-6-phosphate isomerase, cytosolic-like. The transcript has 23 exons. Gene Ontology annotation, molecular function: monosaccharide binding; carbohydrate derivative binding; glucose-6-phosphate isomerase activity. Gene Ontology annotation, biological process: glycolytic process; gluconeogenesis; glucose 6-phosphate metabolic process. The record is from RefSeq and is a predicted model, not a curated record. Lineage: Eukaryota; Viridiplantae; Streptophyta; Magnoliopsida; Rosales; Rosaceae. Gene Ontology annotation, cellular component: cytosol. The coding region runs from base 43 to 1749 and encodes 568 amino acids.
CAGUAAAUUUUGGUUUUGAAGUGAUUUUCUUCUGCGUGUCAAAUGGCUUCAUCUGGUUUGAUCUCUGAUACUGAGCCUUGGAAGGAUUUGAAGGGCCAUGUUCAGGACAUCAACAAGACCCAUUUGCGUGAUUUGAUGAAUGAUGUUAACCGGUGCCAGGCAAUGAUGGUUGAAUUUGAUGGGAUGCUGUUGGAUUACUCCCGGCAACGUGUAACCCUUGAUACCAUGGGGAAGCUGAUCAAAUUGGCAGAGGCUGCUGGUCUCAAAGAUAAGAUCAACCGAAUGUUUGCCGGAGAGCAUAUAAACAGCACAGAAAAUAGAUCCGUGCUUCAUGUAGCUCUUCGUGCUCAAAGGGAUGCAGUUAUACAGAGUGAUGGGAAAAAUGUAGUCCCAGAUGUUUGGGAAGUUCUGGACAAGAUCCAGAAGUUCUCUGAAACAAUUCGGAGUGGAUCUUGGGUUGGAGCCACUGGAAAACCACUGAAGGAUGUUGUUGCUGUUGGUAUUGGCGGCAGUUUCUUAGGUCCUCUGUUUGUGCAUACAGCUCUUCAAACAGAUCCAGAGGCUAUGGAAGCAGCAAGAGGACGGCAGCUGCAUUUUCUUGCAAAUGUUGAUCCUAUUGAUGUUGCUAGAAGUAUUGCUGGGUUAAACCCAGAAACUACCCUUGUUGUGGUAGUUUCAAAGACCUUUACAACAGCCGAAACUAUGUUGAAUGCUCGUACCCUUAGGGAAUGGAUUUCAUCAUCUCUUGGACCUGAUGCAGUGGCAAAGCAUAUGGUAGCAGUUAGCACUAAUCUUACGCUUGUAGGGAAGUUUGGGAUUGACCCUAAGAAUGCUUUCGCAUUUUGGGACUGGGUUGGUGGUCGUUACAGUGUUUGCAGCGCUGUUGGAGUGCUACCCUUGUCUCUUCAAUAUGGAUUUUCACUCGUUGAGAAAUUCUUAAAGGGAGCUUCGAGCAUUGAUCAACAUUUCCACUCAGCACCAUUGGAGAAAAAUAUACCUGUUCUUUUGGGUCUGUUGAGUGUAUGGAAUGUUUCAUUUCUGGGAUACCCUGCAAGGGCUAUCUUACCUUACUCCCAAGCAUUGGAGAAGCUUGCUCCGCACAUUCAACAGGUUAGCAUGGAAAGUAAUGGCAAGGGUGUAUCCAUCGAUGGUGUACUACUUCCGUUUGAGGCUGGUGAAAUUGAUUUUGGUGAACCCGGAACUAAUGGUCAGCACAGCUUUUACCAACUAAUUCACCAGGGUCGCAUUAUUCCUUGUGAUUUUAUUGGUAUUGUGAAGAGUCAGCAACCUGUUUACCUGAAAGGUGAACUGGUGAGUAACCAUGAUGAGCUCAUGUCUAACUUUUUUGCACAGCCAGAUGCCCUUGCAUAUGGGAAGACCCCAGAACAGUUGCAAAAGGAGAAUGUUGCACCGCAUCUUAUCCCUCAUAAGACUUUUACUGGUAACCGGCCUUCUCUCAGUCUUCUACUUCCAUUACUGAAUGCUUACAAUAUUGGGCAGUUGUUGGCAAUCUAUGAACACAGAAUUGCAGUGGAAGGUUUUGUAUGGGGCAUCAACUCUUUUGACCAGUGGGGAGUAGAAUUGGGGAAGUCAUUGGCGACUCAAGUCAGAAAGCAACUCCAUGCAUCUCGUACAGAAGGAAAAUCGGUUGAGGGCUUUAAUUUCAGUACCAAGACACUGAUGACAAAGUACCUGGAGGCAAGUUCAGAUAUCCCUGCUGAGCUACCCACACUUCUACCCCGGAUAUAAUUGCGGUCACUUCUGCUGGCAAUUUUUCCCCAAGUGUCUUCGGCAGAACAAAUAAUGUUUGCUAAUGUAAACUUGACAUUUUUGAGCUGUAAUAACUGUUGACUGAUUAUGCUGCCCAAAGUGAAACAAUUACACUAUAUCAUAAAUGAAAUGUGUGGUUUACACCACCAAAUGGUUA